AUGUCUGAUUUGCCAGAAUUCGUGACUCAGGCAGAGAUUGAAGAGGAAAGAAAACGACGUCAGGAAGAAUGGGAAAAAGUUCGCCAACCGGGUCAACCGAAAGAAGCGCCGGAUCCGGACUAUGACCCGCGCCCGUUAUACGUGCGACUCAAGGAACAGCGGGACAAAGAGCAAAUGGAAUACGAAGAGGCGCACCGAUUCAAACACAUAGUGCGCGAGCUGGACAGCGAGGAGCUGAGUUUCUUAAACUUCGUCGACCACCUGAAAGCUGAGGAGGAGAAAAAGAUCCGAGACGAGGAGACAGAGCUGAUCAAGGAGGUGAACGAGACGAUGGUUUCAUCUGGCCUAGAGGUACCACCGAUGAUAACGCUGCCGACCCCCUUGCUUUCGACGACGACGAAGCCCAUCGCGAAGCCCAAGACAUCCUGCUCCAAACAGGCACAGCUGAUCGCUGGCGCCAUCAAGAGAAAACAUUACGCAAGUGAAGCCACUACUUCCUCAGCCAGUACUUCUUCAGCAUCGACAACGAAGCGACAGAAAACGUCAGGUUCGUACAAAUUCAAGGACUACCGUAUUUUUGAUGGCAGUGACGAUCAAAUGGUACCGUUCCCUGAUCCCGGUAAUCGCGAUGACAGCCGUGGUCAUGUUACAGCGGAAGCAAAGGAAAGUAUACCGAAGAAUUCAGCCGCGAUGAUCUGUGGCAUUCGUCCAUCAGCGAUGCAAGUCGUGGCCCGCUUGCCUGGCAUCGAUGGCAAUUACUCCCGCAGUGACAGCAGCUGCAGUAGCGAUUCGGAUUCGGACGAGUACGAGUUCCUUAAUUAUCAGUCCAUGGAACUGGCGGCAAUACGACGUGUUAACGGCGGCGGCGGCGGUGGCAGCAGCGUUGGCGGCGGUGGCAGUGAGACUUCCAGUACGCAGACGGCGGUAUCGUCCCAACUGUCUUUUGCUGAUUCAGAAACGACGUGA
Messenger RNA from Soboliphyme baturini, 966 nucleotides. Lineage: Eukaryota; Metazoa; Nematoda; Enoplea; Dioctophymatida; Soboliphymatidae. The record is from the annotation of a GenBank genome assembly.